Messenger RNA from Suillus subalutaceus, 567 nucleotides. RefSeq lists its product as uncharacterized. Lineage: Eukaryota; Fungi; Basidiomycota; Agaricomycetes; Boletales; Suillaceae. The coding region runs from base 1 to 567 and encodes 188 amino acids. The transcript has 3 exons. The record is from RefSeq and is a predicted model, not a curated record.
AUGCAGCUCAACAAUACUCUCGCGGCUACAGCAAAACAUGUCGUCAAGAUGACCGGCAAAGCGAAAGCCGCACUUGAAGAGAAAGCUUCUUCAAAGAAGCAGGCUGUUGUGCAUACAGAGGAGGAGGAGGGGGAGGAGGGGGAGGAGGAGAAUGUGACUCCACCUCCAGGUGUGAAUAGACGUGCCGUUGUGCACACGGAAGAGGAGGAGAAUGUGUUGCAUGAAUAUAUUGACCUAGACCAUAAUGGCCCUGUUGAUGACGUCAACGAAGAUCCUGAAGACAAGCUGAAGCGGUUAAUGAAAGAAUGGAACUCACCGGUUUAUGCAUUUUUUCAGCCAACACCACAAAUUUUUGAAGUCGCUGACCGCUGUGCACACGAGUUCAAGCGCCAAGCAAAGGGUUGCAAGGUCAAAGUGCGACACUUCCUCGAUAAGGGCGAUGCACGAUCCACAGGCAACAUGCGGAAGCAUGUGCGCUUGUGCUGGGGAGACAAAGUCUUGAAAGCUGCAGAUAGUGCAAAGGAUGCAAGGGAAGUGCACAACAAGAUUGUCGAUAGUAUCCUGUGA